Messenger RNA from Megalops cyprinoides (Indo-Pacific tarpon), 1808 nucleotides. RefSeq names its product carboxylesterase 5A-like. Lineage: Eukaryota; Metazoa; Chordata; Actinopteri; Elopiformes; Megalopidae. The transcript has 13 exons. The record is from RefSeq and is a predicted model, not a curated record. Bases 44 to 1720 code for a protein of 558 amino acids.
CAAUGCCUGUUGCUGGAUCCCGCAAACAGAACAAUCAUUCGCCAUGAGCAGCGCACAGCUUGUCUGCCUAACAGCGUUGCUGUUUUUGCACACGUCUUCAGCGGAUCCAAAAGGUCCACUGGUGUCCCUGAAGUCUGGGAGCUUGAGAGGGCAGUACAUGACUGUGAGGGGCGUGGACACUGUUGUCCAUGCCUACCUGGGUGUGCCCUUCGCUCAGCCACCAGUGGGAGCUCUGAGGCUGGCCCCACCUCAGCCUGCAAAGCCAUGGGAGGGAGAGCGUGAUGCUUCACAGCAACCACCCAUGUGUCUACAAAACAGAGAGGUAAUGGUGAAUUUAACAAAACAAGUGUCAAUGGAAAUGGACAUCCCUGAGGUUUCAGAGGACUGCCUCUACCUGAAUGUGUACACACCUGCAGCUCCCACAAAAGAUUCUAAAUUACCUGUCAUGGUGUGGAUCCACGGGGGAGGGUUUUCGGUGGGAGGAGCGGCAUUUCAGGAUGGGGCUGUGUUGGCAGCCUAUCAGGAUGUGGUGGUGGUGGUGAUUCAGUACCGCCUUGGACUCCUUGGUUUCCUCAGCACAGGGGAUGAGCACGCCCCUGGGAACUUGGGCCUGCUGGACCAGGUGGCUGCACUGCACUGGGUCCAGGAGAACAUCCACACCUUUGGAGGGGACCCUGGAUUAGUCACGAUCUUUGGGGAGUCAGCUGGGGGAGUGAGCGUGUCACUGCAGCUCCUUUCUCCCUUGUCAUCUGGACUCUUUCACCGUGCGAUUGCAGAGAGUGGAACCGCAGAGAUGAAAAUGCUCCUCAGUCACAAUCCUCUGGCUAUUGCCCAGGUGGUAGCUAAUGUGUCAGGCUGUGACAUCACUAGCUCAAAGGAGAUUGUGGAGUGUCUAAUGCAGAAGACUGAAGAGGAUAUCCUGCAUGUACACACCGAGAUGAUUUAUUUUGGCUUUACGAUUGAUGGAGUGUUCCUCACCAAGUCAAUUGAGGAGGUGUUCAAGGGCCAUGAAGUUCACAAAGUCCCAUUUAUGACAGGUGUGACAAACCAGGAGUGUGGCUGGCUGCUAGCCCGCUACUUUUCUCCUCAUGGCUGGGUGGAGGGAUUGGACCGGGAGCAAGUCAUACCUCUGCUACAAUUUUUCAGCCCUGAGUCCGCAGAUGAGAGGAUAAGCAAGCUGCUUGCAGAUGAGUACCUAGGCACCUCGGGAGACCGCAUUGCAGUUAGGGAGGGGUACGUGGAGCUGAUGAGUGACUUCAUGUUUAACAUUCCUGCCAUCAAGACAGCGAAUUUUCACAGAGACGCAGGUGUACCUGUGUACUUGUAUGAGUUCCAGCAUGGUCCGAGCUUGAUCCAGGAGAAGAGGCCAAGCUUCGUCAAAUCGGACCACGCGGAUGAGCUCUUGUUUGUUUUUGGUGGCUGCUUCUGGAACGGCCACAUCAAGAUGGAAAGAGAGGACAAAGUCAUGUGUACAAAGGAGGAAGAACAGCUGUGCAGGGCAGUGAUGGCGUACUGGGCCAACUUCGCUCGCACCGGGUCUCCCAAUGGGGCAGGUUUGGUUGAAUGGCCGCAGUAUGGGGAGGACGAGGCAUAUCUGGGUCUGGGGCUGAAGCAGGAAAUAGGCCAUCAGUUGAGGAAGAAUCGCUACAUCUUCCAUACCCAGACACUGCCAGAGAAGAUUCGUGAACUGCAGGAGCAGAAGGAGCACAGUGAGCUGUAGGGGGCGCUGCUUCAACCACCCAAACAACACCACUCAGUCUACAAGCACUCUGAAUCCUGUUGCACUGAGACACCAUCAUCAAUUGUGU